Molecule: messenger RNA, 1213 nt
Organism: Scylla paramamosain (green mud crab)
Lineage: Eukaryota; Metazoa; Arthropoda; Malacostraca; Decapoda; Portunidae
Product: 18S rRNA aminocarboxypropyltransferase-like
Exons: 7
Coding region: 257-1120 (287 amino acids)
Biological process (GO): maturation of SSU-rRNA
Molecular function (GO): rRNA small subunit aminocarboxypropyltransferase activity
Source: RefSeq, a predicted model, not a curated record
UGCAACAGAAAUAUUAGUCAAUACUAUGACAGUGAAUAAAAUACCUGCCACGGGACUAAUUUCUUUGGUGACAUAAUGCUGUCACAGUACCCGUAUACCAAUAUACUAACACACUUGCAGUACUGAUUAAGCCAGCACAGGGUCGAGAGGAAGGGUGAGAGCAAGAAAAAUCAAUAUAAAUUUUGAAAAUUCAUUUGCAUUUGUUGUUUGUUAUUUGCGCCAAAUUAGAAAUGCUCCAACAACUUGAGAAUAUUACAUGAGCCAGGCUAUGCGGGGAAGGAGUGGGAGGAAAGAGAAGAAAAGAGGUGGAAGCCGAAGGGACAGGUUUGAAGAGUCUGGAAAUUUUCUGUCUUGCAUCUCAGGUCAAGAACUGGAAGAGGAGGCGAUCAAAAAGCUCUCUUUGAAAGAAGAAAAGGAAGAAAAUAGCACUGAUGAAACCAGUGACAAGGAGGAAGAGGACAGUGAAGAGGAAGAAAAUGACGGCAGUGAUGAUAAAGGUGGCAAUGAAGUGUUGGAAUCAGUGAAGUAUCCAGUAUCCAUGUGGGACCUGAGGCACUGUGAUCCUAAAAGAUGCUCAGGCAGGAAGCUAGUGCGUCUAGGCUUUGUGCAUCCCUUGAGGCUUGGCCAGAGGUUCCCAGGACUUGUGCUGACUCCUGUGGGCAAGAAGUGUGUGUCACCCGAGGAUGCUCCUAUACUCAACCAGCAUGGCCUGGCAGUGGUGGACUGUUCCUGGGCCCGGCUUGCAGAGACACCCUUCAGUAAGAUGAAGGCAGCCCACCCAAGACUACUGCCCUAUCUGGUGGCCUGCAACCCUGUCAACUAUGGCCGUCCUUGCAAGUUGUCCUGUGUGGAGGCCAUUGCUGCAACUAUGUACAUAUGUGGGGAUAAAGAAGGAGCUCUUUUAUACCUUAGCAAAUUUAAAUGGGGCAAAACGUUCCUGAAGCUGAAUGGUGAACUCCUGGACAAGUACAGUGCCUGCAAGUCCAGUACUGAUGUGGUGGAGAUGCAGAACCUCCACUUGAAGCAGCUGGAGGAAGAAUCCUUUGCUGAGAGAGACAAGAUUGACCUUCCUCCAUCAGAGUCUGAGUCAGAAUCUGAAGAGGAGAAAGAGGUGGAGUAGCUUCAUAAUGGUGUGCUUGGCAUUACUGUCCCCUCACUUGGCAUGUGCACUGCCACUGUUGAAAUUUUUAUCAUUAAACGUUUUACAAAUUUU